Messenger RNA from Anneissia japonica, 3779 nucleotides. RefSeq lists its product as uncharacterized. Gene Ontology annotation, molecular function: protein-L-isoaspartate (D-aspartate) O-methyltransferase activity. The record is from RefSeq and is a predicted model, not a curated record. Bases 51 to 2051 code for a protein of 666 amino acids. Gene Ontology annotation, cellular component: cytoplasm. Gene Ontology annotation, biological process: protein modification process. The transcript is spliced from 5 exons. NCBI's taxonomy places the organism in Eukaryota, Metazoa, Echinodermata, Crinoidea, Comatulida, Comatulidae.
AAAACUUUACUUAUCAAUAUCACAAUUUAGUUCAUUUCAGAACUUAAAGUAUGGGUGGAGCAGUAAGUACAGGAGAGGACAACGACCACCUGGUUGACAAUCUCAAAGAUGCCGAAUACAUAAAAUCCAAAAGAGUUGAAGAAGUCUUCCGUGCCGUAGAUCGCAGUCAUUACUACUUAGAAGACCAUAAGGAUAACGCUUACAAAGACCUAGCAUGGAAACACGGCAACAUUCAUUUAUCGGCUCCGUGUAUAUAUUCAGAGGUGAUGGAAUCACUGGAGUUGAAACCGGGAUUGUCAUUUCUGAACCUUGGAUCUGGGACAGGAUAUUUAAGUACAAUGGUCGGAUUAGUUUUAGGUUCAAAUGGUAUCAACCAUGGUGUAGAGAUCCAUGAAAACGUGAUUGCAUAUGCUCAAGAAAAGUUAGCCUCUUUUAUUACAGACUCAGAAAAAUUUGACAGGUUUGAAUUUUGCGAACCAAAGUUUGUACAUGGUAAUUGCUUACUGCUACCAUCCGGCACACGUCAGUAUGACCGUGUAUACUGCGGUGCUGCAUGCCCACCAGAACAUCAGAACUACAUGAAAAAUCUCAUCAAAGUCGGGGGAAUUCUAGUUAUGCCUCUUGAUGAUCAGAUGAAAAUAUUUUACCGGGCAGAUUAUGAACGCUGGAUGUCUAGAAAUGUAAUGAACGUGUUAUUUGCACCAUUAAUUCUUCCAUCUGAUAUGGAUUAUAAGAGCAAUAAAUCACUGCUAAGCCUUGCAUCUGUUGAUCCUAGAAGUCUACAGGAGUUAAGUCGUCUGAAAAUCAGAGCCAUCAUUCGGGAAGUGGUAUUCAAAAAACAUCCACCUAAAGACACACCAAGGGUAGAACGCAACAAUCGUCGACCGCGUAACUGCAUAACAAUACGUAACAUGAGUAACAUGAUUGAGCUUGCCGGAGAAUUGAUGAAUGAAUUUAAUGAGGACGAUGAACAUGAGGAACCCGCUGGCAGACAGUCACGGAGGACUGUCUCAGAAAGUGCUGUUCCUGAAAGAGAAUUCCCACCACCAGGUCCUAAACGUUCUAAUGGAAGAGACAAAGGCAAUGGAGCAAAAAAUGGCAAAGAGAAAAAUAAUGGUAGGAGAGAUAAUGGCUCGGGGGAAAGCUCAUCAUCUCAUGCCUCAAUUAACAGACGACGAAAUGCGAAAAGUGAAAGUGAUGCAAACUCAAAGACAGAUGGACUUCAACAACAGCAAGAAUUACAAGCCAGAGCAGAAGGUGCAAGAAGUGUACAUGAGCUUCAGGACAGCGACGUUCUGGAAGCAAAUUUUGAAAGUCGACAAGAAAAUGAUGAAAAUAAUGAUGCGAGUAUUGAACAACGCGAUGCUGCACGUGAUCGCAUGGUGAACUGUUUUGCAGAAGCAAUGUUGAUAGCUCGUAGCCUCAAACGAGCAUAUGAGAACGGAUUCCCGCAAGACCGCAAACGAUUGAAUGAUAGAUCAAGUGAGUGCGAAAUGGAUGUUGAUAAUGCAGCGUCUCUUGCAUCGCAAGAUCAAGAUCUUGGUGCAAGUAGUAGCGCCAACACUGAAGCAACCGCGGGUUCAUCCACAUCCACUUUGCCAGGAAACCCUAGUGCUGAAAGUCACAGUGAAGAUAAAGAGUGUGAAAUUUAUGAUAAAGUUGAAAGAGUGCCAACAUCAGACAACGGCAGCAUUGAAAAGAGUCUGGGAAACCGACACCCCAUGUCAAAUCCUGGAAUUGAAAUAAAUCAUGAUAUAGGCGAUUAUUUAGUCAGUGAGGAUGAUGACGAGGAUGAUGAAGAUGAAGAUGAUGAUGGGGAUAAGAGAAGCUCUAUUGAUCUGUCUUCUGGGUCAAGUUCCUCAAGUACAGAUGAUCUAACUGACGAAGGGAUUUUUGAAGAUUUGAAAGUGAGGCGAUUGUACAGUACCAGAAAGCAGGUUACCAAAACACCUGUCUCUCCACCGGAGAGGAAUUAUAUUAGGGAGUAUAUAAUGGAACUACCGCUUCCCCAGUCGCUAAUACAGUAUUUGUUGUAUAGCCGCACACAGUAAAGCAUCCUUGUAUCAAUGCGACUGAUAUUAAGGGCCAUGUAUUAAUUUUGACAUAUACAAGGUAAAUAUUACAGACUGUAUUCUAGAUGCUCUUUAUAACAGUUUCAGUCAAGGUUCUUAAUGUAGGUGUAGGCCUGCAAAAUUAUAACCAGUCAAAAAAAAUCUGCCUAUCAGCAAAGCUUACAGCUAAUGUAUAGCAUAAAAGUAAGUUGAAAAAAUAAACAACACUGGUAUUUACUUAGCUUAUUUUAAGUUACGAAAAAAUAAAUUGCAAUAUAAUGCAGUUUUAAAUUUAAAAUCCUGUUCUCAUUAUUCUUUGAUUGGCCUGGUCACAAUGGUGUGCCACUUUAAUGAAGUUUAUUAUGAGCAGCGUCCAAUCUUUCAAAUUUAGAUACCUGUACCUAUCAUCUGUACAGCUGCUGGACAAAUCAAAAUUUCCUUCUAAUUCUAGAAACGUAACAACACAAUAUUGUUUAAAAAAUACUUAUAACCUGUAUUAAGAUUGCCAAGGAGAUAAAUUGACAUUAAGAACAAAAUGUGAAUAAUCUUAGUUUACUAGAUUUUGUUUAUGUUGUUUUCACAUAAAUGAGAAGUGCUUUAAUGUAUAGAUUGUUGUGAUGUAAAACAAAAGAAUAGUGUUUAUUCAAGGUUAACAGAAUGGGUAUAAAUAAAUAUUCAAAAGAACAGGUUUGAAUGCUAAAACUGAUGUGGGUGUUGAACAGAAUGAAUAUGAAUAUUCAAAAGAACAAAUUUAAAUGUUCAACAAAACUGAUGUCAGUGUUGAACAGAAUAAAUAUACAUUUUCAACAGAAAGGAGUUGGAUCUUCACUAGUAGAGUGAAUAUUUAAUGUAAUUAUAUGAAUAUUGGACAGAAUGGAUAUAACAAUAUGUAACAGAACUGGUUUGAUUGUCCAACAGAAUUAUUGUAAAUGCAUAUCGGAAUGGAAAUUUAUGUUGAAGAAAAUGGGGAUGAAUAUUCAACAAAAAUGUUGAAUAUUCAACUGAAAGGUUUGUAUAUAAAGUGGAAAUACUGUAAACUGAUAAAUGCAUUUUGCAAAUAGUUGUUCUAUUUAAUUGGAUGUACUGUAUAUAAACAUUUUAUAAUUUAAUAGCAAACAAUAUUAUUGGAAAUUUUGCUACUUUUUAAAGAACCAAGGCGCAUUAGUUCACAGCUGUUUGUGGGUAACUACUGUACUUCCAAUUUGAUUAAACUUGUUCUGUUUUGUAUUGCACUCUUUCUCAUCAUUUUGUCAAUGUUCAGUUGUAGCCCACUUUCUGAGGGUGAAAUAAUACCAUCAUAAUAUUUCAUUUGUUUCAAUCAAUGACAAAAUCAAUGGAUGAUAAUUUUUAAAUAAUUAAAUCAGAAUUGGAUAAUAAUCUUUGUGAAUGUAUGUGAUGAAUUCUUUAAACACUAGAUUUGGUUUUUACUGCUAAAAUGAACUCCACCCUCUAAGCCUGAUAGUAUGACCUGCUCAAAGCAUUAUGUAGGUUCCAAAUGACUAUUGAGUUCUUUAGAAGUUAGAUUUAAAACAAAUAUUCUACUGGAAAUUAAAUACAGUAUUGAUAACUAUAUUGAAAACAGAUGAUUCUAACAAGUACAGAACUCUUGUACCUUAAGUGGGUUAAGUGCCAGUAAACUACAGAGGGUAUGUGUGUCAUUCUGUUUCAAGUACAUAUAAUAACCUCAAAUUUAAAUAGGUUUGUGUGUAGUCAUAAAAAAAAAUCUUA